Molecule: messenger RNA, 873 nt
Organism: Alternaria burnsii
Lineage: Eukaryota; Fungi; Ascomycota; Dothideomycetes; Pleosporales; Pleosporaceae
Exons: 2
Coding region: 1-873 (290 amino acids)
Source: RefSeq, a predicted model, not a curated record
AUGACGCCAUCCGGAGGAUUAAAGACUGUUUCGUCGUUGCUUGUCACGUCUUUUAGUGCAACAGAAUCACCUACCUUGUCAGUUUCCAACCCUGUGCCUCCAGCUCCUGUCGUCCCUAGGCCUGGUUCUUCCGAAUUCAAUUGGCCUAUACACACCGACAUCAUACCGAGAAGCUCUCCUAUUAGUGCUCUUCCAAGCACCGGUACAGACACAACUGCGUCGAUCCCUCUUCCUGAAAGUAAUGGCACAACUACUGCUACUGCAAGUUCCACAUCGACCUCUAGAUUGUCAGUCCACCCGCGAUGUAAGGCCAAAUCUGUUCUAUCACUUAACACCGAACCAUCUAUCAAGGCUCGCGACGCAGCAACCGGCGUAAGCAAUAUCAGUACUUUUCAACCCUCCGCUCUUAAUUGGAAGACUAGGUAUAUGAACACGUCAUCUUUCGCAGGCGUGAAGAUCGCAACACCGUCCGAAGAAAGCAAGGCGAGUAAAAGGCGAGUGAACUACUGGUUCCGCUUCUUCGCUGCUGCAGAGCCUUCUGUAGGACGAAUAGUGAAUGAGUGCUUGGCAUGCGAUCGGGAUGGAGAGGUUACGUGUUUGCCUACUCGACGAUAUAUAUGGUGUACGGAUGGUUGUGCCAUCACGGAGAAGCUGGGAUGCGAUAUGGUGUGCGAAGAUGGAGUUAUACGUAAAGAAGGAUCGCCACUUAGCUAUACGGUAGUGAACAAGCUUUCAGGGUCUUUAUGCCAGCGUUUCGGUGCGACGAUCGACCCAAGAAGCCCGUUGAGGACCGACUCAUUGGGUUGCGCCAUAUACUCUUACCCCCAGUGUUUCGAAACAUGGCGUCGCUCGGCGAACCGCUGUUUGUCUUGA